AUGGCCGGCGCCUCCUCGAGCUGCUCUGCCGCCUGCUGCGGCUUCUCCAUCCGCGCGGCGCUCCUCGCGUCGUCGCUCGUGUGCGCCGCGUGCCUCUUCGGCUCCGUGGAGGCUUCGGGGGCGGCGCACAGGGUGGUCGACCCCGAGUGGCACCCGGCCACCGCCACCUGGUACGGCAGCGCCGAGGGCGACGGCAGCGACGGCGGCGCGUGCGGGUACGGGACGUUGGUGGACGUGGUGCCGAUGAAGGCGCGCGUGGGCGCCGUGAGCCCCGUGCUGUUCAAGUCCGGUGAGGGCUGCGGCGCCUGCUACAAGGUCCGGUGCCUCGACCACGGCAUCUGCUCGCGCCGCGCCGUCACGGUCAUCGUCACCGACGAGUGCCCCGGCGGGGUCUGCGCGGGCGGCCGCACGCACUUCGACCUCAGCGGCGCCGCGUUCGGCCGCCUCGCCGUGGCCGGCGCCGGCGGCCAGCUGCGCAACCGGGGCGAGAUCAACGUCGUGUUCCGCAGGACGGCGUGCAGGUACGGGGGCAAGAGCAUCGCCUUCCACGUGAACGAGGGCUCCACUAGCUUCUGGCUCUCCCUCCUGGUGGAGUUCGAGGACGGCGACGGCGACAUCGGAUCCAUGCAGCUCAAACAGGCCAACUCGGCGCAGUGGCGAGACAUGCAGCACGUCUGGGGGGCCACGUGGAGCCUCACCCCGGGCCCGCUUGUCGGACCCUUCUCCGUGCGGCUGACGACCCUGUCCGGCAAGCAGACCCUUACGGCCCAGGACGUCAUCCCCAAGAACUGGGCCCCCAAGGCCACCUACACCUCCCGGCUCAAUUUCGCGUAG
Molecule: messenger RNA, 834 nt
Organism: Miscanthus lutarioriparius
Lineage: Eukaryota; Viridiplantae; Streptophyta; Magnoliopsida; Poales; Poaceae
Source: the annotation of a GenBank genome assembly